Molecule: messenger RNA, 2718 nt
Organism: Didymodactylos carnosus
Lineage: Eukaryota; Metazoa; Rotifera; Eurotatoria; Philodinida; Philodinidae
Source: the annotation of a GenBank genome assembly
AUGUGUACGGAAGUUCUACUCAUUCUGCUGCUCACAGUCAAAUCGGGAGCCUUGACUAUCAAUGAUGAGCCACAUGGUACCAAAGUGUCGGUAAACGAUGGCGUCAUCAUGUUCGCUGACAAUUCUGUGACGACGUACUUUGUUCGUGUCCUAUCAGAAGCUUGCCCGUGUGAAGUCCGCUAUAAAGAUCCUAAACUAAAAGUGUACAGUCUCUCUGUGCUAACUAUGGAGCCGAAAAGUAAAAUAAUCUCUUUCAUGCAAAUUGCCGAACAUAACGUAACGGGUUAUGCCGUACUUAGUCUAGUGACUAUUAAUGUUGAAGACCCGUGUGGCCGAACCUACAAUGAUAGCCAUGUUCCCGAACCUACGAUGGAUAAUAAAGUGGUGUGGGAACAGGGUCAUCAAAAAUCAAUGUUAUUGAAAGUCGAUCGUGACGAGAAAUAUGCUUACGUCUUUGCCGAUGCAUUUAUACUUUCCUAUGAUUGGCGGACAAAGGAAUAUUACCGAAUCAAUGAUACAUUCAACGCCACUGGUCACGAGCAAUUCAUCCCGAUCGCAUUCGAUCUAACAAAUAAUUGGUCUGUCGUAGUCGGCCAGAGUGUAAAAGGGGAGCAGUACAUGCGUUACGCUUCUUUCAAUGAAGUUCUCUACAUUCGAUCCAUGGAGGCCGGCUAUUGUCCUGAAGUCAAGAGAGCAUUUUCAAUGGUAGUUACAUACGGCUGGCAGACUUACGGUCCGAAUCAUUGUGUGAGUGGAUCGUACAAAAAUACAUCCGGUCUUGGUCCCUGCACGUCUUUGUCGCAACUCCCACCAUCAUCAGAAUCACAAUCGCGCCGCACAGCAGAAAGUGUAAAUGCUGUAUGGACCGAAAACUUGGGAUGGAACCUGGCAACUUCGACCGAUCAGAACGUUCAACGACGCCAUCGUACAAGGGAUUCGGCAAGAACCUCAGCAGGUUCAGCAACCAAGAAGUACUCGGGCGCCGCGCCAUCUCUACCGACUGGAAUUGGAAAUGACAAGGUACUUCCGUUCAAGAUGGACGGUAAAAAGAAUAAAUUGCUCUGGGAUGAAGUCCAACAAGAUUCCAAGAGGGCACUAGAUGGCUGGAAACUACGCAACAAACAAUUGCCUGCACCAGCAUUAUCUGUUCUUCCUGAUAAUAUUGACGAGAAAACGUUUCUCAAUGAACAAGUAUCAAAGGAAUUGAGUAGUAUUCUGCAACAUUGGCACACUCACACUCAUCAUUCAUUGGAUAACAAUCAGAAAGACACAUUCCAGAAGUACACCGACUAUUUGUUCAACUUCAGCACGACCAGCGAUAAAGCUGCAACGUGGCUCAACGAACAGGUAACACUAAUAGAUUUAAUAGCAAAAUGUGCAGAUGAUAUUGCUUCCUAUGGCUAUUACUUGGACAUUAAAAAAGCAGAGGAUCCUAAUUUGAAAUCGUACGAUUCGCUGAUCCAAGUAUUUACCGAUCUUGAAUGUGAUCAAUUGCUUGAUGUUAUUGUUCGAUGCGUCUCGACUCAUUUCUACACCGAUACAUUAUAUAAACUUGGUGAUAUCAAUGCAUCUACUCUGACAUUGACCCAACAGUUUCUUCUCGUCACUUGUCCGGAUUAUAUUCUUACAUGUGAUAGACAAAAAUCUUAUUGUGAAAAACUUCUAGAACAUCUGCUACCUCACUAUACUGAAUUGUUUGAUCAUUUUCUUCCUAACAUCGAAAAAUGGACUGAUACAGUUGUAUUAUGUUUGCUCUAUCCAAUUCGGUUUAUCCUAUCUGAUUCAAGUUCCUUUCCAUUAGACCAGAAACUUGCUAUUCAAAAAGCUUUGAUUAUGAUUCUUUUUAAAAAAUCAAUCACCAAUUCGAAUUUUGAACAAGAACAUAUUACACUUGUUCAUACUGUACUUCGCGUUCUAUUUCAACUUAUUCGCUCGGAUUCCAAGCUCUUAUCUGAACUGAAAAAGCAGACAACCGAUAACACCAAAUUAUUGAGCAUCCUGAAACAGCUCUCGAACGAUACUCGUAAUGAAAGGCUGCAAUUGUCUGCUCUCAAAUUACUUUCAUUGCUCGUGCCCGAGGAAGAGUUUACCAAAACGAACGAUGCAGCAAAGGCGACCAGUUUAAUUGUGAAAAAUUUCAACGAUGCAGUUGAAAAAGGCAAAGAUAGCACAGCAAACGAACUUCUAGAAGGACUGAUAGGUAUGGUGCACAGCGACGAAGUUAAACAGCAAGCUGUUGAUCAGAAUCUUCUACCAUCGAUUAUACAAUAUACCAAAGAGACCAUCGAUGAUCCUGCGCCACUGAAAGCUGCCUAUGCACUCUCGUUCAAUCCUGAUGUGAAGAAUACAUUUAGCAAGGACAAAGAUUUCAUCGAUCAUGUCAAAGAAAUGAAGUUGUCCGACAACAUAGAGGUAACGAAAGCAGCCCAUGGAGUCAUGUGGAAACUGGAGGAUGAAGAAAAAUUUAUCAAAGAAGCCGACGAAAAGAAGGCCGAUGAAAAACAAUCGCAAGAAAAGAAGUCGGAUGUAAAAGAGAAAUUAGACGAGAAGGAGAAAGACGAGAAAUUGUCAAAGGAAAAGAAGGAAGCAGAAGACAAUAAAGAUGAACCUGAACAUUAUGACAUGAUGAUUUCUUAUUGUUGGGCACAAAAAGAAUUGUGUCAUCGAAUUAACGAUCGUUUAGAAAAGGAUGGCUAUUCUGUUUGGCUAGACAGAUGA